Messenger RNA from Rodentolepis nana, 654 nucleotides. The record is from the annotation of a GenBank genome assembly. NCBI's taxonomy places the organism in Eukaryota, Metazoa, Platyhelminthes, Cestoda, Cyclophyllidea, Hymenolepididae.
AUGGAGUCAAACUCAGUUUCUUCUAAUUGUGAAAUAAAUUUCAUAUGUCCUGCUGUUGCUCGACUUCCACCAAGGGUUAUCGACCUGAUUUACUGGAAGAGACCAAUCGAAACUGCCAUUAUCAUGUCAACGACAUUUACCCUCCUGUUCAGCCUGGGAUACCUUUCCCUCAUAUCUGUCAUCGCUUAUAUCAACUUAGCAAUUCUUUGUUGUACUGGAGCUGCCCGUGUAUAUUAUGAUCUAAUUGCUUCUAGGAGGGACGAGAAUGCCUGUCCUCCAUUCAGUGACUGGUUCAUCAAAGACAAAGAGUCCCUUAGAAAGCGUGUUUUAGACUUCGUUGAUAGCAAGUUCGAUUGCGCUGAAUCAUGUUUCCAACAAAUCAAGCACUACCUUCUUAUUGAGAACUACGUUGAUUCGCUCAAAUUUGCUCUUUGCAUGUACCUUCUCUCAAUCAUAGGCGGUUUCUUUAAUCUUAUCACACUUCUAAUAUUAGUGUUCACAGUUAUGUUUACUGUGCCGAGGAUCUAUGAUUUAUACCACGUGCAAAUCGACAAGCUGGCUGAAAAGCCCAAGCAACACUUGAGCGAUCUCUUGGCUAAGGUGAAAACUCAAUUAGAGAGGAUUCCAUACUUCAAGAAGCAGAAGACAAUUUAA